Molecule: messenger RNA, 282 nt
Organism: Penicillium soppii
Lineage: Eukaryota; Fungi; Ascomycota; Eurotiomycetes; Eurotiales; Aspergillaceae
Product: mitochondrial 54S ribosomal protein uL30m
Exons: 1
Coding region: 1-282 (93 amino acids)
Biological process (GO): translation
Cellular component (GO): mitochondrion; large ribosomal subunit
Molecular function (GO): structural constituent of ribosome
Source: RefSeq, a predicted model, not a curated record
AUGCCCUUCUUCCGCAUUACCCUCCUCCGCUCGGCCAUUGGACUCCCCCGCCGCUCAACAGAUGUCCUCAAAGCCCUUGGUUUGAAAAAGCGUAUGGCGACCGUUUUCCACCCCGUCUCGCCCUCCGUCGCGGGUCAGGUCAUGAAAGUCAAAGAGCUUGUUGCGGUUGAAGAAUGCGAAUUCAGCCUUACGAAGCAGGAAGUGCAUCUUGAGCGCAAGCCUGAUCCCGGAUACUAUGUUGAGAAGAGAAUUGAAGACCAAUUGCGUGAUCUUCGCCGGUAA